AUGGAUUAAGAUUCAAAAUUGAGCUAAUUCAUUUCUCCUAGAUAGAAUGCUUUACAAAUAUAAGAUUAGGAUGAAACACAAAAAGUGAAUGAAUCUUAAUAAAAAAUGAUUUUUAAAAGUAAAAUACAGAAAUUCAGAACUGAAGACUUCUCAUUAAGAAAAAAACUAUAAAACUAGAGUCUGUUUGGAAAAAUGAAAGUAUUAUGUAAAGGGAUGCAAUAAUAUAUUUACAUAUUAUUAGAAGAUCCUAACUCUUCUUUAAUAGCUUAUUGUUUGCAAUUCCUAUUACUAACUAGUAUAUUGUUGUCAUGUGUUGCAAUUAUUGUAGAUUCAUUAAUGGAAAACAGUAUGAUAUUUAAUAAUAAAAUAGAAAGUAAUUCUCAAUAUGACGACAUUUCAUUUUAUUUAGAAUAUUAUCUAUUCAUUUUCUUUGGUUUAGAAUAUUUAUUGAGAAUGUUUAGUUCAACUGCUUUUGAUUCUAAAUUAGUCAAAUUUAUUUUUUCUCCUUUAAAUUUAAUAGAUUUACUUGCAAUAAUGCCUUUUUUAUUUAAUCUCAUUUUUGAAGGUGCUAGUCUAUCUGGAUUAAGAGUAAUUAGAAUUAUCCGAUUUAUGAGAGUGUUUAGAUUAUUUAAACUUUCAAGAUUUAUGAAGGAUAUGUUAAUGAUUGUAAAUAUAUGAAUCACUUAAAAAGGCAGAUACAGUAAAGCAUUCAGCCAAAGACAUAAUAAUAUUGAUUACAAUGUUCUUUUUUUUGGUUUUAUUUUUCUCCAUUGUAAUGUAUUAUUUGGAAUAUGAUGAUAACCAAAUAAUUGAAGAUGAAUAAAAAAUCCAUUCAAUUACUGAAGCUGUUUGGUGGUGUAUAGCAACAAUGACUACAGUUGGAUAUGGUGAUAAAGUACCUUUGAGUGUUCCAGGAAAAUUUAUAGCUUGUAUAGCAGCCUUUCUUGGAAUUACAUCUAUUUCAUUGUAUAUAAUAAAAAUUAAAAUAGACCUGUUGCUGUUAUGGGAAUGAAUUUGACUUAAACAUUAAAAGAACACGAAGAAAAUAUAGAAAUUUAAAAAUUGAAGGAUUAAUUUGUAAUGGAAAAUGAUACAGAAUUUAUUAAUAAUAAAAGAGAAUAAACACAAUUAAAUAUUAAAGAAUUGAAAUUUAUGGAAAGAAGAUUAGAAUAAUUAUUAGAAAAUAAUUAGAAAGUAAUGGAUUAUGUUGAAUAAUCUCAAUAAUUAUUUGAUGAAGUAACUUAAGAUCUAAUGAGUUUAUAUUCAGCCUUGACUGAAUAAUUAGAUCUCCAUAUAGAGACAAAAAUGAAGAAUUUGAAAGCUAGACAUCGUGUAAUUUUUAUAUAGUAUUUAUUUUAGAUAAUGAAAAUGGAAAAGAAUCUUAAUCAAAAGAAAUCAAUAGAAUUGAGUUAAAUAGUAUCAGCAUUUAAAGAAAAAUAGAAAUUGAUAUCUUAAGGUUCUAUUCUAAUGUGUGAAGAAAGUUAAGCUGAUGUCUUUAGUAUUGCAAGUAGAUAAAGCAAAUAAUAUACUGCAAGAAAGAGUUAAAAAUUAAGAAGUAAAAAUAAUAGAGGCUCUUAUAUGUGUGUUAUUAAUAAUAGCAAUCAUAAUCCAUUUAAAACUUAAACAGAUUAUAAUGAUCCAGAUCCUCAUUAGAAUAGUAUUAUCUAUGCUUAAGUCAGUUCAAGAAAUUCCGCAUUUAAUUAAGAUAUGUUAUAAAAUAUAGGUGGAAAUGCUGAAUUUAAAUUCAAUCUUGAAGAAUCAAGUGGUAAUAUUGAUGAAGAUGAUGAUAAUGGAGUUGAUCUAAGCAGUAAAAUGUAAAGUAUCUCAAACAUUUAAGACUUUAAAUUGAAAAAUAGUAUUAAAAAUAAUAAUUUAUGA
Molecule: messenger RNA, 1878 nt
Organism: Paramecium pentaurelia
Lineage: Eukaryota; Ciliophora; Oligohymenophorea; Peniculida; Parameciidae
Source: the annotation of a GenBank genome assembly